GCUGAGGCCCAGGUGGAGGAGGGUGGUGACCAGCAGAGGGACGGAGGCGGGACAGCACUUGGCAGGAGCCCAAGGGACGGGAGCCACCCAGCUCUGUCCUCGCUGCAGCAGUCUCUCUGGCAGCACAGGCCCCUGCCAACCACACUCCUCAGAGGACACUUGAGGCUCCCUGGACCCCCAGCCAGGCACCUAUGCCCACCAGGAUCAGUGAGGAUAGAGACCCACCAACCAGGAAGGACAGAGACCCACCCACCAGGAAGUAUGGAGGCCCACCGACCAGGGAGGAUGGAGACCCAGUGACCACGGAGGACAGAGGCCCAGUGACCAGGUGCCCCCUCUGCAGGUACCCAGCCCUCAUGGGGCCAACCUGGAAGCAGCGGGUCCUAAGCACCCUGCUGGGGGCCACAGUGGCCUCAGGUCUCACCACGCUCAUCCUCAUCCUGGUGGAGGCCACCAGUGUCCUCCUGCCCACAGACACCAAGUUUGGGGUCGUGUUUGACGCCGGGUCCACCCACACGUCCCUCUUUGUGUAUCGGUGGCCAGCAGACAAGCAGAACAGCACAGGCGUGGUCAGCCAGGCGCUGGCCUGCCAGGUGAAAGGGCCAGGCAUCUCUUCGUAUGCCUCUGACCCUGCGCAGGCUGGGGAGAGCCUGCAGGGCUGCCUGGAAGAGGCCCUGGUGAUUAUCCCACAAGCAAAACAUCAGGAAACGCCUGCCUUCCUGGGGGCCACUGCUGGCAUGAGGCUGCUCAGCCAGAAGAAUAGCUCCCAGGCCACAGCCAUUUUUGCGGCAGUCAGCCAGGCCCUGGGCCGGUCUCCCCUGGACUUUCGGGGUGCUGAGCUCCUGACUGGGCAGGACGAAGGUGCCUUCGGCUGGAUCACCAUCAACUACAUCCUGGGCAGGCUGGUCCAGUACUCUUUCUCUGGAGAAUGGAUCCGGCCCCUGGAGGGGACCCUAGUGGGCGCCCUGGACAUGGGUGGGGCCUCCACGCAGAUCACCUUUGUGCCCAGAGGCCCCAUCCUGGACGAGAGCAGUCAGGCCACCUUCCGCCUCUAUGGCUCUGAGCACCGCGUCUACACCCACAGCUACCUGUGCUUUGGCCAUGACCAGAUGCUGACUAGGCUCCUGGCUCAGCUGGUGCAGGCCAGCCCCGGCCCCGUGGUCUGCCACCCGUGCUACCAUAGAGGCUACCGGGCCAUGCUGUCCCUGGCCACCCUGUACGAGUCACCCUGUGUGCAUACCCUGCCCCCCCAACACGGGGCAGGGAACCUGACCGUGGAAGGAACGGGGAGCCCCACAGCCUGCGUCUCAGCUAUCCAAGGCCUCUUCAACUUCUCCAGCUGCGAGGGCCGAGGACACUGCACCUUCGACGGGGUCUACCAGCCCCCCGUGCAGGGCCAGUUCUAUGUGAGCACUGUCCUGUCCGCCCCCCGGGUCCCAGCCUCCUUCUGGAGCCCCAGGGGCCUGAUGCCAGGCCUUCUCGUCCUUUUACUACACCUUCGCUUUCUUGAACCUCACGUCCAAGCAGCCGCUGGCCACUGUCAACACCACUGUGUGGGAGUUCUGCCAGAGGCCCUGGAAGCAGGUGGGGGACAUGCGGGGUCCCCAGCACAACCUCCUGGUGCCCUAGGCUGCAGUAAUCACAGGCACGACCCAGGCCAUGUGCUUGGGUGGGUCCAGCCCCCAUGGGACGGGAGGGGUGCAUCCCCCGGCCCCUCACAUGCCGGCCCCCAGGUGAAGGCAAGCGCACCGGGGCAGGAGCGCUGGCUGCGUGACUAUUGUGCUUCGGGCCUGUACAUACUCACGCUGCUGCUGGAAGGCUAUGGCUUCAGUGAAGAGACCUGGCCCAGCAUCGAGUUCCGCAAGCAGGUUGGCGGCACCAGUAUCGGCUGGACGCUGGGCUACAUGCUGAACCUGACCAGCAUGGUCCCAGCCGCCGUGCCCGCCCAGUGGAGGGCCCAGAGUUAUGGCGUGUGGGCAGCAGGUGCUGGCUUCAUGGUGCUUACGCUCGGGGCCACUCUUGGAGCUGCUGCCGUCCACCUCCUCCGGACCCACGGCUGAGUGGGCCACCACCCACUGUUGGAGGCCCAGGCCCAGCUCCCACAGCCCGGGGCUGCCUUCUGCGCUACUGACCCAUAUGGCCUCCCUGUCCUGGGGGCCCUGGUCUCGCGCUCAGACGGCCACGCUCUGUCCUCAGGGUUGCUGUGGGCUGGUCAGGGUGUGCUGUGGUCCCCCUCCUGCUCCCUUCCCGCCUCCCCCUCCUGCCCCCCUCUGCUCCCCUCCCGUCACCCCCUGCUCCUCCCUUGCCCCCCUCAGCUUCCCUCCCACCCCCCUCAGACACCCCUCUGCUCCCCUUCCCCACUCCCUCUUUCUUCCUCCUCCCUCCCCAACCACCCCCCCCACCCUGCGCCUCCCUCCUACCCCCUCUCCCGCUCCCCCCCUGGUCACCCAGUCCUCCACCACACUUCCCCAGGGCAGUGUGGUCUACUGCAUUAGCAGGCUGUGGGGCCCAGUCAAGCCCAAAAGUGGGGGUGACCUCGUGGCAGGGAGGGGCCUGGCUCCCUGGGAGAGGCGGGCAGGGC
Nyctereutes procyonoides (raccoon dog) is the source of this 2581-nucleotide messenger RNA. It is a transcript of the gene ENTPD8, whose product is annotated as ectonucleoside triphosphate diphosphohydrolase 8. The record is from RefSeq and is a predicted model, not a curated record. The transcript is spliced from 11 exons. Gene Ontology annotation, molecular function: UDP phosphatase activity; GDP phosphatase activity. Lineage: Eukaryota; Metazoa; Chordata; Mammalia; Carnivora; Canidae. Gene Ontology annotation, biological process: nucleoside diphosphate catabolic process. Bases 192 to 2060 code for a protein of 622 amino acids. Gene Ontology annotation, cellular component: plasma membrane.